AUGUGUGUUCCUCCUGCUACCAUCGAUCUCAGCACGCAAGCCAACAUUGAUCAAGUAAAGACGACACAUCUUCAUCUGAACUGGAUUGUUGAUUUCGAGAACCAAAACUUGCAUGGUAAUGUCGUUUUAGACUUGGUGACCUUGGUCGAUCAUGUAGACAAGGUUGUCUUGGACACCAGUUAUUUGGAAAUCAAGUCUGUUGCCUUUGGUAAAGAGAGCCUCAAGUUCAAUGUAGCCAAAAGAUAUGCUAGUUUGGGCUCUGCUUUGACCAUCGAUUUGCCAGUGGUGGAGAAGGCUGGUACUCACUUUCAAUUGAAGAUUGACUACGAAACCACUGAACAAUGUACAGCUGUGCAAUUCUUAAAGCCCGAACAAACUCUCGGUGGCAAGCACCCUUAUUUGUUCUCUCAAAGUGAGCCUAUCCACGGUCGCGCCAUGAUCCCCUGUCAAGAUUCUCCUUCCGUCAAAGUAACCUAUUCAGCCUCCGUGAGAUCUCACCUUCCCGUUGUCAUGUCAGCACUACAAACAGGCAUUGAUGAGGAUAUGGACAAGGAGAAUGGAUUCAAAACGUACCAUUUCAGUCAAAAAACCACCAUUCCUUCGUAUUUGAUUGCCAUUGCUGUUGGAAAUUUGGUUGGAAAAGAGAUUGGCCCUCGUAGCACUGUGUGGUGUGAGCCUGAAAUGAUUGAGCAGGCUGCUUGGGAAUUCGCGGAUACCGAGUCAUUUGUGGCUACGGGUGAAGCUCUCUUGACGCCCUAUGAAUGGGGACGUUACGAUUUAUUGGUGCUUCCUCCCUCAUUCCCUUAUGGUGGUAUGGAAAAUCCCUGUCUUACUUUUGUUACGCCUACGUUGUUGGCUGGUGACAAGAGUGCUGUCAAUGUCAUUGCACAUGAGAUUUCGCAUAGUUGGAUGGGUAACUUGGUCACUACAAAUGCUUGGAAGCACUAUUGGUUGAACGAAGGCUGGACUGUCUUCAUUGAGCGUAAAAUUCUGGGUCGUCUGAACGGCGAAGCUACUCGACAAUUUGAAGCAUUAAGCGGUCUCAAGGCAUUGCAAGAAAGCGUCGAUCUCUUUGGCGAGGACUCGUUAAAAACUGUGCUGAACCCUGAUCUGCGUGAUGGUGCUGAUCCCGACGAUUUCUUCUCCAAGGUGCCCUAUGAAAAGGGCUUCAACUUUUUAUACCACAUUGAAAAGGUUGUUGGUGGACCCGCCAUCUUUGAACCUUACAUGAAGGCCUAUGUUGAGCAUUUCGCCUCCACCUCCAUCUCGACUCAAGACUGGAAGGACUUUUUGUUUGAAUACAUGGAAAAGACCCACGGUUCAUCUAUGGUAGAAAAGUUAAACACCAUUGACUUUGAUACCUGGAUCAAUAAGCCUGGUAUGCCUCCUGUUGACCCCGAGUUUGAUACCACGCUUGCUGAUGCUUGCUUUGAUCUUGCCAAGCGUUGGGACGCUGCUCGCGAAUCCGAUGAUCUGUCAUCUUUCUCUGCCAAGGAUAUUGAAAACUUCUCUGCUGGUCAAAAGAUUGUCUUUUUGGAAAAGUUGACUGACGCUGAACCUUUGCCUCAUCGUUUGAUUCAAAAGAUGGAUGAAGUCUACAACUUUACUCCUAAUCACAAUGCUGAUUUGCGUCUUCGCUGGCAACAGCUAUGCUUGAUGACCAGCUACGAGCCUAUUUACCCUGAAGUUGUCAAGUUUGUCACUGAACAAGGUCGUAUGAAAUUUGUUCGUCCUCUCUACCGCCUUCUUCAUCAAGCAAAGAAUGGUGCUCAGUUGGCUGUGGAUACCUACUUACAACACAAGUCCUUCUACCAUCCCAUUGCAGCUCAAUUGAUUGAGAAAGAUAUUGGUCUAGUUAAAUCCUUGUAA
Mucor velutinosus is the source of this 1869-nucleotide messenger RNA. RefSeq lists its product as uncharacterized. The record is from RefSeq and is a predicted model, not a curated record. Gene Ontology annotation, cellular component: cytosol. The transcript is spliced from 4 exons. Gene Ontology annotation, molecular function: metallopeptidase activity; zinc ion binding; aminopeptidase activity. Bases 1 to 1869 code for a protein of 622 amino acids. Gene Ontology annotation, biological process: proteolysis. NCBI's taxonomy places the organism in Eukaryota, Fungi, Mucoromycota, Mucoromycetes, Mucorales, Mucoraceae.